AUGCAUCCCUUCAUUGUGUUUUCACUGCUAGCCAUUAUUGUGCUGCAUGUGAGCGUUCAGUCCGCUGGAAAACCUUCUGAGCAGAGCAUCGAAAGAUCUUUCGUAUCGUUGCUGACUGUGUCGAAUGGAUUGCAGUGGGGGUCGUGGGGUCAAAGGGAAUUUUGUCCAACUGGAACAUACGCCACGGGGUUUAGUCUGAUGGUGGAAGACCCUGUUUUUUGGGAUAACACAGCACUCAACGGGAUUCGUCUUUACUGUGCCAGUCGGACCAAAGACUUAUCAGACUUAAAUAAGGAAAUCUCUGUUCAGUCUGACGUAGGAAGCUGGGGUAAGUGGAAAGAUAUCAAAUGGUGUCCUUCGGGAUUCUUGACAGCUUUCCAGCUGAGAGUCCAAUCUAUCCAAAGAAUUGAAGAUAAUACGGCCGCAAACAACAUCAGAUUCAACUGCAGUGGAGGUUCUGUGCUUCAAGGUGACGGCACAGACUGGGGCGAUUGGGGUGACUGGAGCAUAACGUGUCUGGGAAGAGGAAUCUGUGGCAUCAAGACCCGGAUAGAAGAGCCACAGGGAUUCGAAGGAGACGACACCGCUCUCAAUGACGUGCGCAUGUUCUGCUGUGAUUAAGGUGAUGAUGACAACAAGAACAGCAAGAAGAUCAAAUGGAUGGUAAUUAUUGAGCAUCAUACUAUGAUAAACUAACAUGAACCAUGUCAUACAA
Molecule: messenger RNA, 715 nt
Organism: Rhinichthys klamathensis goyatoka
Lineage: Eukaryota; Metazoa; Chordata; Actinopteri; Cypriniformes; Leuciscidae
Product: vitelline membrane outer layer protein 1-like
Exons: 5
Coding region: 1-621 (206 amino acids)
Source: RefSeq, a predicted model, not a curated record